GCUGCGGCUCAGCUGAUAAUUGAAGGGACCCGAAGAGCCGCCGCCGCCGCCGCCGGGGGGGGUGGGGGGAGCGAGUGGAAGUUACUGCCGCGCCACCGAGUCCGGACCGGAGACUUUGGGGCCCAACUAGUGAAUGGUAGUGUCUAGAAAGGGUAUGUCCCUUCAAGAGAGAGGUGCCAAUGUCCAACCAGCCUAAUAACAAUCCAGGGGGGUCACUGCGACGUUCACAGAGGAACACUGCCGGGGCCCAACCACAAGACGACUCGAUAGGAGGAAGGUCACAUUUAGGGCAGGCAAAACAUAAGGGAUAUAGCCCUCCUGAGAGUAGAAAAUCUAAUUCUAAGGCACCCAAAGUGCAGUCUAAUACUACUUCUGAACUGUCAAGGGGACACCUUUCUAAAAGAAGCUGCAGUUCAUCAUCUGCUGUCAUAGUCCCACAACCACAGGAUCCAGACAGAGCCAAUACUUCAGAAAGGCAAAAAACGGGGCAGGUGCCUAAGAAAGACAAUUCUCAAGGAGUGAAACGCAGUGCUAGUCCAGACUACAACAGGACCAAUUCUCCUAGCUCUGCAAAAAAACCAAAAGCACUUCAGCAUACUGAAUCUCCCUCAGAAACGAAUAAGCCACAUAGUAAGUCAAAGAAGAGACCUUUAGACCAGGAGCAACAACUGAAAUCUGCACAAUCGCCAUCAACAAGCAAGGCUCAUACCAGAAGGAGUGGGGCCACUGGUAGUUCACGGAGUCAGAAAAGAAAGAGGACAGAGAGUUCUUGUAUAAAAAGUGGUUCUGUGUCUGAAUCAACUGGUGCUGAAGAGAGAUCUGCAAAACCUACCAAGCUGGCUUCAAAAUCAGCCGCCUCAGCCAAAGCUGGGUGUAGCACCAUCACUGAUUCUUCUUCUGCUGCCUCUACUUCCUCCUCGUCUUCUGCUGUAGCUUCGGCCUCCUCCACUGUACCACCAGGUGCCAGGGUGAAACAAGGAAAAGACCAGAACAAGGCCAGGCAUUCCCGUUCAGCAUCCAGUCCCAGUCCCAGAAGAAGUAGCAGGGAAAAGGAACAGAGUAAAACUGGUGGCUCUUCAAAAUUUGAUUGGGCUGCUCGUUUCAGCCCUAAAGUUAGCCUUCCUAAAACAAAACUGUCUCUUCCAGGGUCUUCUAAGUCAGAGACAUCAAAACCUGGACCUUCUGGAUUACAGGCCAAAUUAGCAAGUUUAAGAAAAUCUACGAAGAAGCGCAGUGAAUCUCCACCUGCUGAGCUCCCCAGUUUGAGGCGGAGCACACGCCAAAAGACCACGGGCUCCUGUGCUAGUGCCAGUCGGCGGGGCUCUGGCCUGGGCAAAAGAGGAGCAGCUGAAGCUCGUCGCCAGGAGAAAAUGGCAGACCCUGAAAGCAACCAGGAGACAGUCAAUUCUUCAGCUGCACGGACAGACGAAACUCCCCAAGGAGCUGCAGCCUCUAGUUCUGUUGCAGGGGCUGUGGGCAUGACCACCUCUGGGGAGAGUGAAUCAGAUGAUUCCGAGAUGGGACGAUUACAAGCUCUGUUGGAGGCCAGGGGUCUUCCUCCUCACCUGUUUGGCCCUCUUGGUCCUCGGAUGUCACAACUUUUCCAUAGAACAAUUGGAAGUGGAGCUAGUUCUAAGGCCCAGCAGCUUCUGCAAGGACUACAAGCAAGUGAUGAAAGUCAGCAACUCCAGGCAGUUAUUGAAAUGUGUCAGUUAUUGGUCAUGGGAAAUGAGGAGACACUGGGAGGGUUUCCUGUCAAGAGUGUCGUUCCAGCUUUGAUAACAUUACUGCAGAUGGAGCAUAAUUUUGAUAUUAUGAACCAUGCUUGUCGAGCCUUAACAUACAUGAUGGAAGCCCUUCCUCGAUCAUCUGCUGUUGUAGUAGACGCAAUUCCUGUCUUUUUAGAAAAGCUACAAGUUAUUCAGUGUAUUGAUGUGGCAGAGCAAGCCUUGACUGCCUUGGAGAUGUUAUCACGUAGACACAGUAAAGCCAUUCUACAGGCGGGUGGUUUGGCAGACUGCUUGCUGUAUUUAGAGUUCUUCAGCAUAAAUGCCCAAAGAAAUGCACUAGCAAUUGCAGCCAAUUGCUGCCAGAGUAUCACACCGGAUGAAUUUCAUUUUGUGGCAGAUUCGCUUCCCUUGCUUACCCAAAGGCUAACCCAUCAGGACAAAAAGUCAGUAGAAAGCACUUGCCUUUGUUUUGCACGUCUAGUGGACAACUUCCAACAUGAGGAGAAUUUACUCCAGCAGGUUGCCUCCAAAGAUCUGCUUACAAAUGUUCAACAACUAUUGGUAGUGACUCCACCAAUUUUAAGUUCUGGGAUGUUUAUCAUGGUGGUCCGCAUGUUUUCUCUGAUGUGUUCCAACUGUCCAACUUUAGCUGUUCAACUUAUGAAGCAAAACAUUGCAGAAACGCUUCACUUCCUCCUGUGUGGUGCCUCCAAUGGAAGUUGUCAGGAACAGAUUGAUCUUGUUCCACGAAGUCCUCAAGAACUGUAUGAAUUGACUUCUCUGAUUUGUGAACUUAUGCCAUGUUUACCAAAAGAAGGCAUUUUUGCAGUUGAUACCAUGCUGAAGAAGGGAAACGCGCAGAACACAGAUGGUGCGAUCUGGCAGUGGCGUGAUGACCGAGGCCUUUGGCAUCCCUAUAACAGGAUUGACAGCCGGAUCAUUGAGCAAAUCAAUGAGGACACGGGAACAGCACGUGCCAUUCAGAGAAAACCUAACCCCUUAGCCAAUACUAACACUAGUGGAUAUUCAGAGUUAAAGAAGGAUGAUGCUCGAGCACAGCUUAUGAAAGAGGAUCCGGAACUGGCUAAGUCUUUUAUUAAGACGUUAUUUGGCGUUCUUUAUGAAGUGUAUAGUUCCUCAGCAGGACCUGCAGUCAGACAUAAGUGCCUUAGAGCAAUUCUUAGGAUAAUUUAUUUUGCGGAUGCCGAACUUCUGAAGGAUGUCCUGAAAAAUCAUGCUGUUUCAAGUCACAUUGCUUCCAUGCUAUCAAGCCAAGACCUGAAGAUAGUGGUUGGAGCACUUCAGAUGGCAGAAAUCUUAAUGCAGAAGUUACCUGAUAUUUUUAGUGUUUACUUCAGAAGAGAAGGUGUAAUGCAUCAAGUAAAACACUUAGCGGAAUCAGAGUCUUUGUUGACAAGUCCACCAAAGGCAUGUACAAAUGGGUCAGGAUCCUUGGGGUCCACAACGUCAGUCAGCAGUGGAACAGCCACGGCUGCCACGAAUGCCACGGCUGACUUGGGGUCCCCCAGCUUGCAGCACAGCAGGGAUGAUUCUUUAGAUCUGAGCCCUCAAGGUCGAUUAAGUGAUGUUCUAAAGAGAAAACGACUGCCAAAACGAGGGCCAAGAAGGCCAAAGUAUUCACCUCCAAGAGAUGAUGACAAAGUAGACAAUCAAGCUAAAAGCCCCACCACUACGCAGUCACCUAAAUCUUCUUUCCUGGCAAGCUUGAAUCCAAAAACGUGGGGACGGUUAAGCGCCCAGUCCAACAGCAACAACAUUGAACCGGCACGAACUGCAGGAGUUAGUGGUCUUGCCAGGGCUGCCUCAAAGGACACCAUAUCUAAUAAUAGAGAAAAAAUUAAAGGUUGGAUUAAGGAGCAGGCACAUAAAUUUGUAGAGCGUUAUUUCAGUUCUGAGAACAUGGAUGGAAGCAACCCUGCACUGAAUGUCCUUCAGAGACUUUGUGCUGCAACUGAACAACUCAACCUCCAGGUGGAUGGUGGAGCUGAGUGCCUUGUAGAAAUCCGUAGCAUAGUCUCAGAGUCAGAUGUUUCAUCAUUUGAAAUUCAACAUAGUGGAUUUGUGAAGCAGCUGUUGCUUUAUUUGACAUCUAAAAGUGAAAAGGAUGCUGUGAGCAGAGAGAUCAGAUUAAAGAGAUUCCUUCAUGUAUUUUUUUCUUCUCCACUUCCUGGAGAAGAGCCCAUUGGAAGAGUAGAACCGGUGGGUAAUGCACCUUUAUUGGCAUUAGUUCACAAGAUGAACAACUGCCUCAGCCAGAUGGAACAGUUUCCAGUCAAAGUGCAUGACUUCCCCAGUGGCAAUGGGACGGGAGGCAGCUUUUCUCUCAACAGAGGAUCACAGGCUUUAAAAUUUUUCAACACACAUCAGUUAAAAUGCCAGUUGCAAAGACAUCCAGACUGUGCGAAUGUGAAGCAGUGGAAGGGUGGACCUGUUAAGAUUGACCCCCUGGCUUUAGUACAAGCUAUCGAGAGAUACCUGGUAGUUAGAGGGUAUGGAAGAGUAAGAGAAGAUGAUGAAGACAGCGAUGAUGAUGGCUCUGAUGAGGAAAUUGACGAGUCUCUGGCUGCUCAGUUCUUAAAUUCAGGAAAUGUAAGACACAGACUACAAUUUUACAUUGGAGAACACUUGCUGCCGUAUAACAUGACUGUGUAUCAGGCAGUACGGCAGUUCAGUAUACAGGCUGAAGAUGAAAGGGAAUCCACGGAUGAUGAGAGCAAUCCUCUAGGAAGAGCUGGUAUUUGGACGAAGACGCAUACAAUAUGGUACAAACCCGUGAGAGAGGAUGAAGAAAGUAAUAAAGAUUGUGUUGGUGGUAAAAGAGGAAGAGCCCAAACAGCUCCAACAAAAACUUCCCCUAGAAAUGCAAAAAAGCAUGAUGAGUUAUGGCAUGAUGGAGUGUGCCCAUCAGUAUCAAAUCCUUUAGAAGUUUACCUCAUCCCCACACCACCUGAAAAUAUAACUUUUGAAGACCCGUCAUUAGAUGUGAUUCUUCUUUUAAGAGUUUUACAUGCCAUCAGUCGAUACUGGUAUUAUUUGUAUGAUAAUGCAGUGUGCAAGGAGAUUAUUCCAACUAGUGAAUUUAUUAACAGUAAGUUGACAGCAAAAGCAAAUAGGCAGCUUCAAGAUCCUUUAGUAAUCAUGACAGGAAACAUCCCAACAUGGCUUACUGAACUAGGAAAAACCUGCCCAUUUUUCUUCCCUUUUGAUACCCGGCAAAUGCUUUUUUAUGUAACUGCAUUUGAUCGGGACCGAGCAAUGCAAAGAUUACUUGAUACCAACCCAGAAAUCAACCAGUCUGAUUCUCAAGAUAGCAGAGUUGCACCUAGAUUGGAUAGAAAAAAACGUACUGUGAACAGAGAGGAGCUGCUGAAACAAGCGGAGUCUGUGAUGCAGGAUCUCGGCAGCUCACGGGCCAUGUUAGAAAUCCAGUAUGAAAAUGAGGUUGGUACAGGUCUUGGGCCUACACUGGAGUUUUAUGCACUUGUAUCUCAGGAACUACAGAGAGCUGACUUGGGUCUCUGGAGAGGUGAAGAAGUAACUCUUAGCAAUCCAAAAGGAAGCCAAGAAGGGACCAAGUAUAUUCAAAACCUCCAGGGCCUGUUUGCGCUUCCCUUCGGUAGGACAGCUAAGCCAGCUCAUAUCGCAAAGGUUAAGAUGAAGUUUCGCUUCUUAGGAAAAUUAAUGGCCAAGGCUAUCAUGGAUUUCAGACUGGUGGACCUUCCCCUUGGCUUACCCUUUUAUAAGUGGAUGCUACGGCAGGAAACUUCACUGACAUCACAUGAUUUGUUUGACAUUGACCCAGUUGUAGCCAGAUCAGUGUAUCACCUAGAAGACAUUGUCAGACAGAAGAAGAGACUUGAACAAGAUAAAUCCCAGACCAAAGAGAGUCUACAAUAUGCAUUAGAAACCCUGACGAUGAACGGCUGCUCAGUGGAAGAUCUAGGAUUGGAUUUCACUCUGCCAGGUUUUCCCAACAUCGAGCUGAAGAAAGGAGGAAAGGAUAUACCAGUCACUAUCCACAAUUUAGAGGAGUAUCUAAGACUGGUUAUAUUCUGGGCACUAAAUGAAGGCGUUUCCAGGCAAUUUGAUUCAUUCAGAGAUGGAUUUGAAUCAGUCUUCCCACUCAGUCAUCUUCAGUACUUCUACCCGGAAGAACUGGAUCAGCUCCUGUGUGGCAGUAAAGCAGACACUUGGGAUGCAAAGACACUGAUGGAAUGCUGCAGGCCAGAUCACGGUUAUACGCAUGACAGUCGGGCUGUCAAGUUCUUGUUUGAGAUUCUCAGUAGUUUUGAUAAUGAGCAACAGAGGUUAUUUCUCCAGUUUGUGACAGGUAGCCCAAGAUUGCCUGUUGGAGGCUUCCGGAGUUUGAAUCCACCUUUAACAAUUGUCCGGAAGACAUUCGAAUCAACAGAAAACCCAGAUGACUUCUUACCCUCUGUAAUGACGUGUGUGAACUAUCUUAAGUUGCCGGACUAUUCGAGCAUUGAGAUAAUGCGUGAAAAACUGUUGAUAGCAGCAAGGGAAGGGCAGCAGUCGUUCCAUCUUUCCUGAUCACAGCGAGAAUGCAGUGUCUGCUGAUAACAGCAAAAGAAGAAAAUCAUGAUUUCUUUUCUAAAUGUAUCACCUGAGUCAAGGAAACAUGUUACGCCUUCUUGUUGUAGGAAAAACGGCUUGCAGAUUAUAAAAGAGACACUUGGUUGAUAUUCAUUAAUGGCCCCAUGGACUUAAAGUGAUCAGGCCCUAAAACAUUGUUGUGAUGAGGUUUCUUUAGCAAGUUCUUGUUUAAGUUAUCAUUUAUUUGAUGAGUGAAGUUUUUAACUUGCUUUGCUGUGUGAAAUUUAAAAAAGGGAUGUUUUUCCAGGCUGAAACAAUAAAUGUCGCUGUGCAGUUUAAUUCUGGGCUGUGUGUAUCCAUCUAGCUAAGUCUGCAGAUUUGUUUCCUCCAAAGACAACUCUUGUACAUAAGUACAGAAAUUGAAGCUCACGUGUAUUUGACAAAUACAGUGUAGUAGGUUAGCUCCGUGUGCUUUUCACUUGCUCUAAUUUUCCCUCCCUGAUCCAUGUGUUGUCUGUGCAGUUCACACAGUUUAUUGUAUACAACACUCACAGUUGUUACGUUCUCGCUAGCCAUGGGUUUCUGUUGGUCCGUGUUCUCUCUCAAAUUAAGAUAUAAUUUAAAAUUCAUUGAAUUGAAAUAUAUUGUCAAUAUAAUUCAGCUGUAGUAACUAGGUAGACUUUUCUUGUAGCUUAGUUUUGACAUAGUUGUAGGGUAUUACUGGCCUUGUACCAGUGACACACUAGGACAGUUGACACAGUGAUUCUGGCAACAUCAGCCUCUGGAGUGGAGGCAAGGAAAGCUCAUUCAUUUCUUUUGUAUAGGUCACAAAGUCUACAGCAUGGGCUGGCCGGUAUUUAUUAUUUUAUGGCCAGAGCAUUUUGAUUUGAUUUAAAGUUUUAAACACAAUUAGCAGUUUUCAUUCCCUGUUGGAGUAAAAGAAUUGUUUUCUCCCUUGUUCUUGGUUUCAAGUUUUUGUUCAUCGUCUUUCUUUAUUCCAUUCUCCUCUCCCCCUCCUCCCAGCGCUAACUUGGGACAAACAGUUCAGCCUUCGCCUCGACACAGAUAAAAGCACCUGUAAGCAAUGCUCUGUCCACUUGUCUUAUGUGCUGAUUUCUCAAAUCUGCAAUAAUCCAUCAGGUUAAUGUUUUUACCUGAAAAUAAAAAAAAAUCUGCUUCACCUUUUUGUUUAUAGUUCUGUGCUGUAUGCAUCACUUUCAAUUGUGUAGAUGUAUUUCAGUGCAAGUAAAUCACCAUAUCACCAUGAUUUGAGUCAUGGCUGAUUUCAGUAUUCAAAGAAUUUGUAAUAGCAACUUGAAGAACAUAAAAUAUGGAAAGAAAAUGGGAGGAGAUUCCUUCCUUUCUAAGGUUCAAAAUUAAGCUUGUUGCAUAAAUUUGAGAGAAUUUCCAUAAUUCGUCUUUGAAAAUGAGAUGAGCUAAUUGUUUUUUUAUUGAACUUUGAGAAAUCAAUUUUCUUCUGUUUUCCUGACUGUUCCAAAGUCGUAUUUAUGUAGAAGCCCCUUGUUCCCUAUCCCACCAC
Ceratotherium simum simum (southern white rhinoceros) is the source of this 7845-nucleotide messenger RNA. RefSeq names its product thyroid hormone receptor interactor 12 (gene TRIP12). Lineage: Eukaryota; Metazoa; Chordata; Mammalia; Perissodactyla; Rhinocerotidae. Gene Ontology annotation, biological process: proteasome-mediated ubiquitin-dependent protein catabolic process; DNA damage response; protein polyubiquitination. Gene Ontology annotation, cellular component: nuclear speck. The record is from RefSeq and is a predicted model, not a curated record. Gene Ontology annotation, molecular function: ubiquitin protein ligase activity; zinc ion binding.